AUGGAUGAAAUUCCAUCUGAUUGUGGCCAGAGACUGCUUCCAACAUUAAUUGACCACUAUGCGAAGUCUCAACCAGAAAGAACUUUUGUUGCUAUCCCAGCCGCAAAAGAUCUCAAAGGUGGAUGGAGAGAUGUGAGCUAUCUCAACUACUCCCGAGCCAUCAACUGGUGCUCAUGGUGGAUCGAAGAGCACCUUGGCAGAGGAAAUGACUUUGAAACAAUGUCAUACAUGGGACCACUUGAUCUUCGAUAUCUGAUCAUACUCAUGGCUGCCACAAAGACAGGCUAUACUGCCUUCUUCGCUUCCAAUCGCAAUAGUCUAAACGCACACCUGUCCCUUCUCAAAUCCACCAAGUGCAACACACUUGUGAUUGCUGAAAAUGGAGCACCCGUGAUUUACAAACAGAUCAUUGCACAACGGCCGAUGCGUGUUAAAUCUAUGCCCGAUCUAGACAUCUUUCUGAAUCUGGACGACAAAGUCACAACUUAUCCAUUUGAGAAGACAUUUGCUGAAGCACGAUAUGAUCCAUUGAUAAUAAUGCAUACAUCUGGUUCAACCGGGUUUCCCAAGCCAGUCUUCGUCAAGCAUGGAACCUGGGCAGCCAUGGAUGCGUACCAAAUGAUACCACCAAGCAAUAAAGGACCUCUACACUCCGACUAUCUGAGAAGGAGGCGAGUGUUCCUCAAUCUGCCGAUGUUUCAUGGAGCAUGUGAAUGUUUCAUAUAUGGCAUGGGUGUAUAUGGCGGAGCGAUUCCCGUUCUCCCACCCUCGGGCCCUCGAACUGCGGAAGUAUUAGAUAUGGCACAUAGAUAUGCCAAUGUCUUUGGUAGCAUUGCACCACCUUCUAUCUUGAAAGAUCUGUCUGAAACACCAAGAUACUUUGAUGGCAUCACCAAUCGAGUGAGUUUUGUUGGUUUUGCGGGCGGUUCUUUGUCGCAGGAAAUUGGAAACAAAAUCUCCAAGACAAUCAAGGUCAUUGGAUAUUUUGGGUCAACGGAGACUGCAUAUCUGCCAUGUCGUAUCUCGAACGUUCAGGAUUGGUUAUACUAUAAUUACAGCUCAUACCUGGGCCACGAAUAUCGGCCUCGACCUGACGGACGGCAUGAAAUGAUAAUUGUGCGCGACCCGAAGCUAGAACUAUAUCAAAGCAUAUUCUGUACAUUUCCUCAAUUGAAAGAGUACUCAACAGCCGAUUUAUAUGAACAGCAUCCGACAAAGCCAGGUUAUUGGGCACAUCGUGGAAGAGCCGAUGAUAUCAUCGCUUUUUCGAGCGGUGAAAAGACGAAUCCUAUAACAUUUGAGGAAACAGUGGCAGCACAUCCCGCCAUUACAGCAGCGUUUGUGGGGGGUAACAAUGAGUUUCAAGCAUCCCUUCUUGUCGAACCUAAGAUAUUUCCUGCGACCAAAGAAGAGAAGUUGGCCUUGAUAGAUACGCUGUGGCCUACGAUCCAAGCCGCCAAUAGAGACUGCCCCGCACAUGCGCGUGUUCUGAGAAGCUUCAUCAUCAUAGCAUCAGCAGACAAACCCUUUCCACGCGCAGGGAAAGAGACCAUUCAAAGGGCUUCGGUACCUGUCUUAUACGCUGAAGAACUCGAGAGGCUGUACAGUGAGAAAGCAGCCGUUGAUACUCAAGGUUCACUAAUAGAAGGCGUGGAUUAUGGAAACCUUAAACACUCGCUCCACAACUUAGUUGCCACAAACUUUUGGUUACAAGGAGAUCUUGAUGAUGAGAUGGAUUUUUUUGAGGCAGGUUUGGACUCAUUGCAACUGCCCGGAUUCAUCAAGCAGAUCAAUGCAUUUCUCAGCACAGUGAAGCCUGGAUCUGAGCCGGUAUCGACUGAGACGAUUUUCGCAAAUUCAAGUAUUGAUAGAUUGUCGGAGGCUAUAGAGAUCAGCGGUGGUGAACGUUGA
This is a messenger RNA of Botrytis deweyae, 1911 nucleotides long. RefSeq lists its product as uncharacterized. The record is from RefSeq and is a predicted model, not a curated record. The transcript is spliced from 2 exons. Bases 1 to 1911 code for a protein of 636 amino acids. NCBI's taxonomy places the organism in Eukaryota, Fungi, Ascomycota, Leotiomycetes, Helotiales, Sclerotiniaceae.